Molecule: messenger RNA, 3320 nt
Organism: Phyllotreta striolata
Lineage: Eukaryota; Metazoa; Arthropoda; Insecta; Coleoptera; Chrysomelidae
Source: the annotation of a GenBank genome assembly
UUUUAGUUGCAUAUGCGGCAGUGUUGUCUCCAAUGAAACUUUUAAUAAUUUUUUUUAAUGAGUUAUUUCUUUUAUAACCCUCUAAAUAAAUAAAUUCAAAAUGUUGUCAUCCCCAUCUAACAAUAUGACGAACAGUACUUCCUAUUCCAACGACCGGGGCUCCAGUUUUGAAGCCGAAUAUGCUGUGGAUCCUGCCUCUGGGGGAUUCUUUAACACCGAUUUCAAGAAACACGAUGACCUGAAGGAAAUGCUGGAUUCCAAUAAGGACAGCCUAAAAUUGGAAGCAAUGAAACGGAUCAUAGGAAUGGUAGCAAAAGGUCGCGAUGCUUCGAUGCUAUUCCCAGCCGUAGUCAAAAACGUCGUAUCAAAAAAUAUCGAAGUCAAAAAACUGGUUUAUGUGUAUUUGGAGAGAUACGCGGAGGAGCAACAAGACCUGGCUCUAUUGUCAAUUUCGACGUUCCAACGGGCGUUAAAAGAACCUAACCAACUAAUCAGAGCAGGAGCACUAAGAGUGCUAUCGAGCGUCAGAGUUAAAGUGAUCAGCCCCAUUGUAAUGCUAGCUAUCAAAGACGCUUCGGCUGACAUGUCGCCUUAUGUGAGAAAAACUGCUGCACAUGCCAUCCCUAAAUUAAAUAGCCUAGAUCCCGACAUGAAACCGGAACUGAUAACCAUAAUUCAAAAACUCCUAGCGGAUAAAACUGUCCUUGUGAUAGGCUCAGCGGUGAUGGCUUUUACUGAAGUGUGCCCCGAAAGAGUCGAUCUGAUCCACCAGGUCUUCAGGAAACUAUGUGCCUUGCUGGUCGAUGUGGACGAGUGGGGUCAAGUCACCAUUGUAAAUAUGCUAACGAGAUACGCCAGAAGUCAAUUCGCAGACCCGAACCUCCACGAGAAUAUCGAAUCGAACGGUGAAUUCUACGAUUCCAAUUCCGAUGCUUCUGAAAAGCACAUACCCAGUUUGGAUCCGGAUCAUCGGUUAUUGCUGAGAUCUACGAGGCCUCUGCUGCAAUCCAGAAACGCCGCUGUUGUGAUGUCUGUCGCCCAGUUGUACCAUCACGCAUCUCCUCGAAGCGAGAGCGUACUGGCCGCGAAAUCGCUGGUGAGGUUCCUGAGGUCUCACGUUGAAGUUCAAAGCGUCGUUCUGAGCGCCAUAGCCUCGAUAAGCGUCAUCAACAAGGGCAUGUUCGAGCCGUACCUGAAGAGCUUCUUCGUCAGAAUAUCCGAUCCCACUAACGUUAAGCUGCUUAAAUUGGAGAUUUUAACUAAUAUUACGAAUGUUUCUAAUGUUUCGAUUAUAUUAAGAGAACUUCAGACUUACAUUUCGAAUAGCGAUAAGAAUUUCGUUGCUGCUACUAUUCAAGCUAUCGGAAGAUGUGCCUGUUCUAUUUCAGAAGUCACUGAUUCGUGCCUUAAUGGUUUAGUUUCGUUAUUGUCGAAUAGGGAUGAGGCUGUCGUUGCUGAAAGCGUUGUAGUUAUCAAAAGGCUCUUACAAACUCAGGCGGCCGAUCCGAAAGAAAUCAUCAAGCAUAUGGCUAGAUUGCUAGAUAGCAUAACGGUGGCUCAAGCUAGGGCUGCCAUUUUGUGGUUGCUGGGCGAGCAUUCUCAAAAAGUUCCUCAAGUCGCUCCCGAUGUUCUCAGAAAACUAGCUAAGACUUUCCCCGACGAGGAUGAUAUCGUUAAGUUACAAGUGAUGAACCUGGCAAUCAAGCUGUACAUAACCAACCCCGACCAAACCUCUUUAUUGUGUCAAUACAUCUGCAAUUUGGCCAAGUACGAUCAGAAUUACGACAUCAGAGAUAAAGCGCGGUUCUUCAAACACUUCGUGGAGGAAGAGGGCAAGAUCGGAUCGCAGGCGAGAAAUAUCUUCUUGGCGACCAAACCGGCGCCGGUUUUGAAAAUGCAAUUUGCAGGCAAUGAAGAGUUGCAGUUGGGUUCUUUAUCGCAUUACAUCAAGCAACGGGCCAACGGUUACGAGGAUUUGCCUCCGUUUCCAAGCAAUCCUCCUCCUGGAGACGUCAGAAACGUGGAACCUAUCGUUGAAGAAACUACUACUAAAACUCGCAGGAAUGCUGAUAAGAAGAAGAAAGAGUUCAUGUGGGAGUCUGAGAACAGCUCGGGAGCUUCUACGAGUGAAUACGGUUCGAGUACCAGUUCUUCCAGUGAGAGCGAAAGCGAAGAGGAAGCCGAAGAAGAGGAAUCCAGCGAAGAAGAAUCUUCGUCAUCGGAGGAGGAAUCUUCGAAGAAGGCCUCCGGUAACACUUCAUCCGGCGAGUCGGUGUCUUCGAGCGAAGAAUCCUCAUCCGAACAAAAACCCGUCAAACCUGCACCCGUUAACAACAUUCCCGCCGCCAAGAACGACACCACUAUAAGCAAUAAAAAAUCUAAUUUAGAUUUACUGUUAGAUUUAGACGACAUCGACAAUCCCGCACCGGUCAUGACGCCUUCGUUGGGCGGAUUCUAUUCGCCUUCCACGCCGCUGGAGCAGCAAGCUUCUAUCCAGAUCGUCCAGCCCGUUUACACCAACACCAAGCCGCAGGAAUUGCUGAAUAAAAUCGGCGGUAAAGGCCUCUCAGCCACGUUUAGAUUCACCAGAUCUCCGCACCUCUACAGCCCCAGCAUGACUAACAUCAAUCUGCUGUUUACUAACAAUUACGGCGAAGAUAUCGAUGAUAUUCGGAUAGGAAGAAAGAAUCUGGCCUUCGGGAUGAGCAUGCACGAUUUCGCUUGCAUUUCGAAAUUGCCGCCGAAUUGCUCUCUGCCCGCUACUCUCGGUAUUGAUUUCAACGAUACCACGCAGCCUGCGAAUUUCGAAAUCGUGUCUUCCUUGGGCAACGUGAACGUUUCGUUGAAGCCCAAUUUGGGGGAGCUGAUGAGGCCUGUGGUGAUGAGCACCGCGCUGUUUGUGCAGCAUCAAAGCAAGCUGCGGGGCAUGACCGAGCACGUGAUGCCUUUGCCGAAAUGCGUGGCCGAUGUGGAAGAGAGGAUCAAGGAGUCGACUAAUUUGGGCCCCUGCGAUCGCUCGGAGCCGAAUUGUUACAGAUUCGCCGGGCAGAGUUUGACGUCGUCCAAUUUGGUUUUGGUUGCAAUAGAGAUGGGCGAUUCGACGAGUUUGUCGGUGCAUUGCGAGAACAUCGUGUUCGGUUCGGUGCUGCUGAACGAGCUGGCGUCCAAGCUUUCAUUAUAAACUAUUGUUAAUUUUAUUCUAUUGAUAUUUAUUUCCUAUGUUAUUUUAUAUAAAAUUAUGUUAUUUGCUAAAUAUAUUAUUUUAUAACAAAGUUAAAUAUUAUUCAUUUUUUUUUGUUCUGUUCAAAUUUUGCUGCCAA